Molecule: messenger RNA, 888 nt
Organism: Trichogramma pretiosum
Lineage: Eukaryota; Metazoa; Arthropoda; Insecta; Hymenoptera; Trichogrammatidae
Product: zinc metalloproteinase nas-14
Exons: 4
Coding region: 1-888 (295 amino acids)
Biological process (GO): proteolysis
Molecular function (GO): zinc ion binding; metalloendopeptidase activity
Source: RefSeq, a predicted model, not a curated record
AUGAGGUCGAGUAUAAAGUAUUUCAUUCUGUUGUAUUAUUUUUUUGUCACCACAAGUACUUUACCCGUUAAAGAAAAAGUUAAAAUUAAGUACCCUUCGGCAAAGUAUGGAAGUCUAAAAGAGAAAAACUUGAAAGAUAAAAAAUUGAUUGCUGCAGCUAUUGAUCGUUGGAAACCUGAAUAUGGUAAUGUAUGGGAAUUGAGUGGUCUUCACGAAGGAGAUAUAAUGUUGAGUGAAAAUUCCUUGAGAAACAUCAUGACAAACGAGAGCAAAAAAUGGUCCGAUGGAAUUGUGCCAUACUUAAUAGAAGAAGACGCCUUCGAGGAGGACGAAGUAAAAAAAAUAAAAAGCGCCUUGGACGAUUUCCAUCGUAAGACCUGUAUUCGUUUUCGUCCUUACAAGGAAGGCGACGCGCACUUCAUAACUGUAAAAAGCGACGAUCCAGGUUGCUGGUCCUACGUCGGCAAACACGACGAGGGCCAAGUGGUCAACUUACAGCCGCCCAACUGCUUGAAGCACGGCACGAUAAUUCACGAGCUCAUGCACGCGCUGGGCUUCUAUCAUCAGCAGAGCGCCGCGGAUCGCGACGACUGGAUCGACGUGGUCUGGAAAAACAUACGCGCCGAUCGCCAGCACAAUUUCAACAAGUACGACAAGGCGAGCGUGACCGAUUACGGAGUCGCUUACGACUACGAGAGCGUCAUGCAUUACAGUGCUACGGCUUUUUCGAAGAAUGGAAAGAAAACGAUAAUUCCUAAGGUUGGAAAUGUCACACUUGGUCAGCGUGAAGGCUUCAGCGCUAAAGACGUCAAGAAAAUUAAUCUCAUGUACAAAGCUCAGUGUGAAAAUCGAGAAAAGAAACGAUAUCGCGACGUCGCAGUCGAGUAA